GUGAGGACUUGAAUCCAAAUCUUCUUUCUCGCGAUGGGAGGUUGUAUCUCGGUCUCGGUGUCAUGUGAUCGGAUUGUGGAUCAGUUCACUCAAUGGUUAUGCGUUAGAAAGAGUAGUAGUUGUUAUAUUCACAGCCUUCCCGAGAAUCUUGCAGCACUACAUAAAGCCAUGGAAAUGCUCAAGACAGAGCAAUAUGAUGUGAAAAGAAGAGUCCAUAGAGAAGAGUUUACAGGGCGUCGUCAAAGGCUUUCUCAAGUUCAGGUAUGGCUUACUAAUGUCGCGGCUAUCGAUAACCGAUUCAAUGAUCUGUUUAGUACUCAAGAGGUCGAGAUACAGAGGCUGUGUUUUUGUGGGGUUUGCUCCAAAAGUUUGAAAAUGAGCUAUCGUUAUGGGAAAAUGGUUAGCUUGCUGUUGAAGGAAGUUGAGAGUCUCUCUUCUCAAGGAGGAUUUGAUGUGGUGACCGAGGUUGUUCUAGUAGCUCCAGUUGAGGAGAUGUCUAUACAAUCCACAGUUGUUGGUCAAAAUACAAUGCUUGAAAGGGUAUGGACUUCUCUGAUGAAAGAUGGAUUCAAGAUUAUGGGUUUGUAUGGUAUGGGUGGAGUUGGGAAAACUACGCUUCUCACUCAAAUCAACAAUAAGUUUUCUCAAGAAGAUGGUGGAUUUGAUAUCGUGAUUUGGGUUGUCGUGUCUAAAACUCCAGAGAUUUCUAGGAUUCAAGAUGAUAUUGCAAAAAGACUUGGUCUUGUGGGUGGGGAGUGGGACAAGAAAACCCAACACAAGAGAGCCGUAGACAUACACAAUGUCCUUAGGAGACAGAAAUUUGUUUUAUUGUUGGAUGAUAUAUGGGAGAAAGUGAACUUCGAAUCGGUUGGAGUACCAUAUCCAAGCAGAGAAAAUGGAAGCAUAAUAGCAUUUACCACUCGUUCUCUAGAUGUGUGUGGGCGUAUGGGAGUUUAUGACCCGGUGAAAGUUAGUUGUUUGGAACCUGAAGAAGCCUGGGACUUGUUUCAAAAGAAAGUAGGAGAAAACACUUUGAAAUGCCAUCCAGACAUUCCUGAACUCGCAAAAAAAGUCGCUGAAAAAUGUCGUGGUCUACCAUUGGCACUUAAUGUCAUCGGAGAGACUAUGGCAUGCAAAAGCACAGUUCAAGAAUGGCGUCACGCGAUUGAUGUUUUAACUUCAUCAGCCAUAGAGUUUUCAUGCAUGGAAGAUGAGAUUCUUCCCAUUUUGAAGUAUAGCUAUGAUAAUUUAAACAGGGAGCAUGUCAAAUCAUGUUUCCUAUAUUGCUCUUUAUUUCCUGAAGAUUAUGAGAUAAAAAAAGAGGAGCUAAUAGACUAUUGGAUAUGUGAAGGAUUUAUAGAUGCCAAAGACGGUAAAGAGAGAGCGGUAAACGAAGGCUAUGAGAUCAUCGGUACUCUUGUCCGCACAUGUUUAUUGUUGGAGGAAGGGUGGAAGAAAGUGGAAGUGAAAAUGCAUGAUGUGGUCCGUGAGAUGGCUUUAUGGAUAUCAUCUGAUCUUGGAAAGCACAAAGAUCAAUGCAUUGUGCGAGCCGGUGUUGGAUUACAUGCAGUACCCGAAGUGAAGAACUGGAGAGCUGUGAGAAGGAUGUCACUGAUGAAAAAUGAGCUUGAAAAGAUAUUGGGUUGUCCUACAUGUCCUCAACUUACAACUCUCCUCCUCCAAAAAAACCACGAAUUGGUAAAUAUUUCCGGAGAAUUCUUUCGAUUUAUGCCUAACCUUGUCGUCUUGGAUUUAUCAUGGAGUAGUAGUCUCGUUGGAUUACCAAAGCAAAUAUCAGAGUUGGUCUCCUUGCGAUAUCUUGACUUGUCAUAUACAAACAUCGAGCGGUUGCCUGUUGGUUUACAAGAGUUGAAAAAGCUAGUACAUCUUAAUUUGGAGUCCAUGAAGAGAUUGGAGAGUAUUUCCGGAGUGUCUAAGUUGUUGAGUUUGAGGACACUGAGACUACAAAAAUCCAAAAAGGCUCUUGAUGUGAACUCAGCGAAGGAGCUACAACUCUUACAACAUAUAGAAGUUCUAACCAUUGAUAUCUUCUCAAGUUUGGUUUUGGAACAUUUGUUAUGCUCUCAGAGAUUGGCGAAAUCUAUUCUAUAUGUAGAGCUUAUAGAGGUUGAGGAAGAACCAUUUCAAAUCUUGACUUUUCCAACCAUGGAUAAUGUACGUCGCAUUGGCAUAUGGAAGUGUGGAAUGAAGGAGAUAAAGAUCGAGAGAAGAGCAUCAUCAUAUUUUUCUAGCCUCUACAAAGUCGUUAUAGGACAAUGCGAUGGUCUAAAGGAUUUGACAUGGCUAUUGUUUGCUCCAAACCUUACUUAUCUUGACGUUCGUUUCGCAGAACAACUUGAAGAUAUAAUAAGUGAAGAAAAAGCUGCAGGUGUUACAGAUGAGAAUGGAAGUAUCAUCAUUCCUUUUCAAAAACUAGAAUGUCUUAGCUUGUCUGAUUUACCAAAGCUAAAGAGCAUCUACUGGUCACCUCUGUCUUUUCCACGUCUGAGUGACCUCGUCGUACAAGAACAUUGUCCAAAACUGAAAAAGCUUCCAUUGGAUUCCGAAAGUGGAAAUGCGGGAGUAGAACUUGUUGUAAAAUACGGAGAAACCAAAUGGUUGGAAGGUGUUGAAUGGGAAGACAACGCCACUAAACUCCGUUUCUUGGCUACCUCCAGACCGUGGUAACUGAUAAGUCAUGAACUUCUCUUUCUUCAACCUCCCUUUUAUCUUUGUUAUGUUUCAA
Camelina sativa (false flax) is the source of this 2746-nucleotide messenger RNA. Its product is annotated as putative disease resistance protein At4g14610. Gene Ontology annotation, molecular function: protein binding; ADP binding. The record is from RefSeq and is a predicted model, not a curated record. NCBI's taxonomy places the organism in Eukaryota, Viridiplantae, Streptophyta, Magnoliopsida, Brassicales, Brassicaceae.